GUUACAUUUUUUUCGCCUAUUCUUUUAAUGGCCCUUGAAUUGUAUGACUCUUACGUUUUUUUUUUCGUCCAAGUCACGUGACUUUCAAGCUACCGGCCGUGAGAACAAAAAACAUGGCGGACAUUCUCUCAUUUUUAGUGGAAAAAUCUAUAUUUUGAGUUAGUUUCUGAAUAAAAAGAAGUUUUGAUUACAUUUCUAGCGAGAAAUAUAUAUUUUAUUUUCAUAAUAUUCACUCAGUGAAUUUACAUAAUCAUCGCUUGCUCGAUUUUACGCAGAUUUUUCAGAUCUCGCCAGAAUAAUGUGAAACUGAUACGUUUUGGUUGCUAUGGACACUGCCAGGGCUCGUCGCAUGACGUCUUUUAAAGACUUUAUUAAAACAGCUAAGUUACAGGUAAAACAACAUUCAGAGGUGAUUUUAACAACGCUCCACGGCGCGUGAGAGUAAGCAUUUUAAGCGUUUUCUGAUCAUGUAGGUAAGUGCUUUUAUUAGACGUGAUGCAUGCUGGGUGGGAAAUUAUUUUUUAUCAAAGACUCGUUGAUGGUAAUUAAUAUAGAUAUGAAUAUACAUUUUGCAACCCUGUAUCACAUGAAAUACGUUCUGAGGAAACUAUUUUGCAAAUCGCAAUUACGUUACAUGCCAACAUAUAAGCAGUGCUAUUACGUUGGUAAUAUGACCCGUCGCCAUGGACACAAGGGGUCGGAUAUCUAAAGUUAAAUAUUUUUAACUUACGCGUGAAAUGGUUGAUUUUAAAAAUAUAUAUAUUCUAAGUAAACAACAACAGCCCAGGUUUAGUAAACAUUUUUUUAUUGAAACUAUAAAUAAAUAUUCUGCAUCCAUUUUAGGUGUGCCACUGUGGGUGGCUCCCGCACACCCCCGUGGCUACGCCCCUGCGUGACCCAAAUCUCGUUCGCACAUCAUCGCGAUGUUUAUCAUCAAUUUACAAACCUCGCCAGUCGCCUCAUCUUUAUUAGCCUAUCCCCUGUAUGUCAUCGAUGCGCUACUUCAAAGAUGUGAGGAAAAGAACAUACACCUGCGAGUAGUCUGUUACAUUGCCUGUGUUAUUGCCUCACAUUUGCAGAAAUCAGGGGAGGGCAUAUCACACAACAUCUCCUUAGACUUACCAGCAUUUCCUGUUUAUGGACACAAAUUGCCCUGCCAGAUCAAGUACAGUACCAGAUGGCUUGAUGGGUUUGGGCUCACAGACGGGGAAGGAAUGGAAAGGCUGUGGUCUUUCCUCCAAAGAUUUGCCAGAGUCACAAAGGAGAUGACUCCAUCUCAUCGCCUUGACCUACUGACUGAUGCCCUUUUGCAUUAUGGACGAAGGAAAUCAACUGACCUAGAGGUGCAGCUCCUGCAAAGAGUAGACAAAGCAGAGAAAAUAUUGAUUCUCGCUCCUCAAGAAGAUAUCUCAUCUGUCAUCAGAGAGGCACCAGUGUUGAUUUCUGAAGGAGACAUGGAGAGAUGGAAAAAGCUAGCCCAACAGAAACCAAUAAACACUGUCUGUAGAUGGAAAAGGGACUACAUCAUCAGACUGAUUCAGUUCUACAAGUUCAAGUAAGAGUUUAAUGUUUUUAUGUAAGACUUUGGUAAUUACAGACGUCUUUAAAGGAAAACACCACCGUUUUUCAAUAUUUUACUAUGUUCUUACUGUAGCUCAACUUGGAUGAAUUAAUGCAUACCUAUCUUUAUUCAAUGCAUGCACUUUUAGUCUUUGUUAAGCACUUCGUGAAUGUGUUGGCAUUUAGCCUAGCCCCAUUCAUUCCUAUGGCUCCAAACAAAAGUUUUAUUUUGUGCCACCAUACUUACUCGUGUAAAUACCUGGAAGUGUUUGGUGGCUUCUAAAUUCAUCCCUGUUUGGAGCCAUAUGAAUGAUUGGGGCUAGGCUAAACGCUAAUACAUUCACAAGACGCUGUACAAAGACUAAAAGUGCACGCAUUGAAAAAGAUAGGUAUGUAUCAAUUCGUUUAAGUUGAGGUAAGAACAUAGUAAAACAGGGCUAUUCAAAUCUUACCCUGGAGCACUACAGAGUUUAUGUACCAUUAACUACCUGUGAUUUUCUAGUGAUCAUGAAGACCUUGAUUAGCUUGCUCAGGUGUGUUUGAUCAGGGUUGGAGCUUAACUAUGCAGUGCUCUGGCCCUCCAGGGUAAGAUCUGAAUAGCCCUGUAGUAAAAUAUUGAAAAACGGUGUUGCUGAUGUGCUUCAACGUGUGAUUAUAGUAAUGGCAUAGUUUUGAAGGA
Messenger RNA from Misgurnus anguillicaudatus (oriental weatherfish), 2239 nucleotides. The record is from RefSeq and is a predicted model, not a curated record. Lineage: Eukaryota; Metazoa; Chordata; Actinopteri; Cypriniformes; Cobitidae.